UUGGCUUGGCGUGCACUCCGCACCUCGGGAACGGUAUUGCGCGUGGAACGUCUGCUUUUGGCAGACUAUUGCCCAGAAGAAAAGAUGUUUGGUUUUCACAAGCCAAAGAUGUACCGAAGUAUAGAGGGCUGCUGUAUUUGCAGAGCUAAAUCCUCCAGUUCUCGAUUCACUGACAGUAAACGCUAUGAAAAGGACUUCCAGAGCUGUUUUGGGUUACAUGAGACUCAUUCAGGAGACAUCUGUAAUGCCUGUGUCCUGCUUGUGAAAAGAUGGAAGAAAUUGCCAGCAGGAUCAAAAAAAAACUGGAAUCAUGUGGUAGAUGCAAGGGCAGGACCCAGUCUAAAGACUACCCUGAAACCAAAGAAAGUGAAAACUCUAUCUGGAAACAGGAUAAAAAGCAACCAGAUCAGUAAACUGCAGAAGGAAUUUAAACGUCACAAUUCUGAUGCUCACAGUACCACCUCAAGUGCCUCUCCAGCUCAAUCUCCUUGUUAUAGUAACCAGUCAGAUGAUGGCUCAGAUACAGAGAUGGCUUCUGGCUCUAACAGAACGCCAGUGUUUUCCUUUUUAGAUCUCACAUACUGGAAAAGACAGAAAAUAUGCUGUGGCAUUAUCUAUAAAGGCCAUUUGGGGGAAGUCCUCAUCGACACACAUCUAUUCAAGCCUUGCUGCAGCAAUAAGAAAGCAGCUGCUGAGAAGCCGGAGGCUCAGGGGCCAGAGCCUCUACCCAUCUCCACUCAGGAGUGGUGACUGAGGCUGAUGUAGAAGGGGAACAAAA
Molecule: messenger RNA, 778 nt
Organism: Lagenorhynchus albirostris (white-beaked dolphin)
Lineage: Eukaryota; Metazoa; Chordata; Mammalia; Artiodactyla; Delphinidae
Product: SIN3-HDAC complex-associated factor-like
Biological process (GO): negative regulation of cell migration
Source: RefSeq, a predicted model, not a curated record